AUGUUCCACGAACUCGCCUCCAUCGUUGUUCAGUUAAAUCGCUAUCUCACCCUUUUCCCAGAAUCGAGCGAGCUGCAAGAGUGCACGCGAACCCUUAUUGAAGAAUACGUCGGCUUUUCAGUCAGCGCGUUCCUCUUCUUCAAGAAAUGGCCGCUAUACAAUUUUCUCAGAUUGUUUUGGUCCACCAUCGACAAGAAGUACCAAGCAGCCAGAUUGAGCAUAGCCAAUCACUACGCCCGGUUCGAGCGAAGCCGCCAGUACACAGUGGACUCGACCUUGAUUGGAAACUCGACCAAGAUCAUUCAGUUGCUCCCCACGGUCGCUGUCUUGCCGGCACUCUCAUCAGGACUUUUCGAGGUUCCUUUUCUUCGGAAUCCGCACUUCUGUGAGAGGGAUGAGGAAAUUGUUCGUAUUUGGACACAUUUGACUCAGCCCAGAACAGGCGACGCCAGUUUUCAGCGUGCUUGCCUUCUACAGGGUCUAGGGGGCGUCGGUAAGACAAGCAUUGCGUUGGAGUAUGCGUACAGGCACCGGGAUAAUUAUGACUUUGUGCUCUGGCUUCCGGCGGAAACGGAUCUUGCAGUGAGCAAUGCUGCAGCAACCAUCUCAAGAAAACUCAAGCUUGGCCCACGCAGCGAAGCUGAAAAAGAGCCGCGACUUGAGGUUGAACGAUUCCGAGCUUGGCUUGAGACUUUAGGCAAACAAUGGCUUCUUGUCCUUGACAAUGUUGAGAAUUUAAGCGCCGUUUCCGCAGUGUGGCCUCGCGUUGACCAGGGCCACUUGCUGCUAACGUCGCAGAGAUCGGACCUGGCCCAAGUUUGUUCGUCAACAAUUGUCGUGAAUACUCUGGAUAAAGCCUCUGGGUCCCGACUUCUACUAAAACAUCUCGCGCUAACACAACCGCCACCAACGUUGUCAUCGGGGCCUGAGCGGGCUAUUGCAUCGUCCAUCGCUGAUGAUGUACAGUGCAAAGCAGAAGCAAUAGCCGCUGAACUGAGCGGUGUUCCACUUGCAAUCACUUUUGUUGCUGGCAUCUACUCCAGUAUGAACUUGGGAGAAAUUUUGAUGGAACUGCAGCAAAACACGUCCUUUGCCACUCUGAUGUCACCCGAAGCCUCUCCAGUCAUAGCCCAUUACGACAAACCUUUUGGAAUAACAUGGGACACGGCUCGAAAGCAACUUUCAUCCAAAGCCCUUCUACUUGUCCAGACUUUGGCCAUGUUGAGUCCGACAGGGGUCUCGGAAGACGUCAUCCUCGCUGGCGACCCGCUCUCAAAUCUAUCAAUGUUUGGUCUUGGCUCUAAAUCCCAGUAA
Messenger RNA from Cordyceps fumosorosea ARSEF 2679, 1314 nucleotides. RefSeq names its product nb-arc. NCBI's taxonomy places the organism in Eukaryota, Fungi, Ascomycota, Sordariomycetes, Hypocreales, Cordycipitaceae. Gene Ontology annotation, molecular function: ADP binding. The transcript has 3 exons. The record is from RefSeq and is a predicted model, not a curated record. Bases 1 to 1314 code for a protein of 437 amino acids.